UUGAUCUCUCAAAGCCUGCUCCAUUUUUUUAUAGAAAGCUUCACGGUGGUCUGCGGACUAAUUUCUCUGCUGGGAUGCGUGGGUAAAGUGCUCAUCAUGAAAGCGUUCAUCUCUCUUGGUCUAAAAGAUGUCUUUACCAUCUCGUUCGUCUUUGUCGCGGGCUCCGACCUGGUGUAUUUGCUCGUGGUGCUGGGACACAUCGCGUGCCUCGCUCUGAUCAUGAUUGAGCGGAACAACGGGUAUCGCAUCUGGUUCGCAACCGAUCCGUUCUGCGUCCACGUCUUCAUCAGCAACCUGGAAGUGCUACUCUACCUGAUCCCUAUUCUAAACACGACCUUCCUGGCUGUCGUCAGGUGCGCAUGCGUGACCAUGCCCUUGCAUUUCCGUAACAUGUUCACCAGAGUGAGAUCGCUCUGUAUUCUCGUCUCGUUCUGCUUGCUGGCGUUCGUGACCUACUUGCCGGUUGUGGCGUACAUGAAGAUCGAAAUGGCUUUCGACGAGCGGGUGAACUCGUCGCGAUUGUUGCUGUGGAUUUCACCGAAAAGAGACGAGGUCAAGGUCAUACUGUGGAUCAUCAGAGACGUAGCCAUCACAUUGGCCAGCCAGGUCAUAAUCAUCACCUGCGUCAUCAUCAUGGCCAGGAGCCUCCGCACGACGCUGAAAUUCCGCCAGGAAGCCACCGGUGCCUCGAGAACUUACCCGAACUCACCAUGUGACACCACCAAGAGGUCCUCACACCGUGAAGAUACCCACACCACGGGAGCACGCGGGCAAAAGUUGAAAUCGUCUGCGGUUAAACGUGCCCGUGUGUUCUCGCAGAGCGAGCUGUCCAUCGUGCGGCAGGUGGUGGUCAUCUCCACCGUGUACAUCGUCUGCAACACGCCCAAGAUUUUGACCGAAGUCACUGCCCUGUUCGUCCCAGACCUGACUCUGGGCAAAGCUUACGAGAACAUGUACACCGCCUUGCUGGGGCUCGUCAUCUACUGCCAGUCGUUCGGGUCCAGCAUAAACUUCCUGAUCUACUACAGAUAUAACACGAAAUUCAGACAGCGUUGCCGACUCUUCAGAAAAUAA
This is a messenger RNA of Lymnaea stagnalis (great pond snail), 1074 nucleotides long. The record is from the annotation of a GenBank genome assembly. NCBI's taxonomy places the organism in Eukaryota, Metazoa, Mollusca, Gastropoda, Lymnaeidae.